Messenger RNA from Oreochromis niloticus (Nile tilapia), 687 nucleotides. It is a transcript of the gene nppb, whose product is annotated as natriuretic peptide B. The record is from RefSeq and is a predicted model, not a curated record. The transcript has 3 exons. Gene Ontology annotation, cellular component: cytoplasm; extracellular region. Gene Ontology annotation, molecular function: hormone receptor binding; hormone activity. Lineage: Eukaryota; Metazoa; Chordata; Actinopteri; Cichliformes; Cichlidae. The coding region runs from base 93 to 509 and encodes 138 amino acids. Gene Ontology annotation, biological process: cGMP biosynthetic process; neuropeptide signaling pathway; receptor guanylyl cyclase signaling pathway.
UCCAGCAUCCAAACACCUACAAGUCAAAGAAGAAAAAGAGAAUUUAUCCAUUCAUCCAACUACUAACACGAACAGCAGCAACUCAGAGCAUCAUGCGUCUGUCUUCUAUGUGGCUCUGUAGCCUCCUUCUCAUUUUAAAGCUGCAGCUGACUAGCAUGUAUCCCAUCAGUACUGGCUUGACUGACACUGACAUGGACAUCUUGAAGGUGCUCCUCAGCAGACUGGAGGAGUCUGUUUCAGAACAAAUGGCAGUGGACCAAAGUGCCCCUGGACAGAGGGAUCUUCUAGACAGCCUGAGCACAGAGGACGCAGGAGAUGGACCUCAGCCAGACGCUGGACUAGAUGAAGCUGAAAUCCGGGAGUUUCUUUCAGCCAAGAACCUCAAGAGUGUCCGCAAUGAUUCAUCUAGGAGAUCUUCUGGUUGCUUUGGGCGACGGAUGGACAGAAUAGGCUCCAUGAGCUCUCUGGGUUGCAACACUGUGGGAAGAUACAAUCCAAAGCAAAGAUGAAGUCUUACCAUCUAAAUUCCAAAACUGCAACGUCUCUACACAAAGAUACUUUUAUUUAAAGGCUAUUUAUUUACUAAUAUUUAUUAAAUACUGUUGCUCAGCAGAAUAUUUAAAAAAAAUGGAACCAAAACUGUUCCUUGUGUACUGUUGAAUGUUUUAAUAAAUGUUUACAAAUGCA